Pollicipes pollicipes is the source of this 1908-nucleotide messenger RNA. RefSeq names its product pre-mRNA-splicing factor ISY1 homolog. The record is from RefSeq and is a predicted model, not a curated record. Lineage: Eukaryota; Metazoa; Arthropoda; Thecostraca; Pollicipedomorpha; Pollicipedidae. Bases 162 to 989 code for a protein of 275 amino acids. Gene Ontology annotation, biological process: generation of catalytic spliceosome for second transesterification step. The transcript is spliced from 2 exons.
GAAUCAGUACGCUGCUAUAGUUUUGGUGGAGCGUGCUGAGGCCCACAUGCGAACCAGCGCGGACAACCGCCAGUGGUGGUUUGAGCUGGAGGGUGUCGGAGAGUGCGCGUUACAGGGCACUGGGCCAGAUCAAGGAGCCAGUGUUUAGGUGAUCAUUGGUCAUGGCCCGCAACGCCGAGAAAGCGAUGACGACGCUGGCGCGCUGGCGGCAGGCGCACUCGGAGGCGGGACCCGAAAAGACGCGGCGACCGUACCUAGCCUCCGAAUGCGACCAGCUGCCGGACGCCGAGCGCUGGCGCAACCAGAUCGUGCGUGAGGUGGCGCGCAAGGUGGCGCAGAUCCAGAACGCCGGCCUUGGCGAGUUCCGCAUCCGCGACCUCAACGACGAGAUCAACAAGCUGCUCCGCGAGAAGGGUCACUGGGAGGCGCGCAUCAAGGAGCUGGGCGGGCCCGACUACGCGCGCACUGGGCCCAAGAUGCUCGACCGCGAGGGCAAGGAGGUGCCUGGCAACCGCGGCUAUCGCUACUUCGGCGCGGCGCGCGACCUGCCGGGUGUGCGCGAGCUCUUCGAGCAGGAGCCGCCGCCGCCGCCGCGCAAGACGCGUGCCGAGCUCAUGAAGGACAUCGACGCCGACUACUACGGCUUCCUGGACGACGAGGACGGCGUGCUGGUGCCGCGCGAGCGCGAGCAGGAGCGCCGCGCCGUCGCCGCCUGGCUGGCCGAGUGGCGCGCGCGCAAGGAGGCGGGCGUCGACACCGAGGAAGGCGACGCGCCGGCGCAUGACGUAGACAGCGAAGAGGAGACGGAUGCGGCGGCGCCGCGAUUCGUGGCGCACGUGCCCGUGCCGUCUCAGCAGGAAGUGGAGGCGGCGCUGGUGGAGCGGAAGAAGCGGGAGCUCCUGGCGCGGUACGCCUCGCAGGCGCUCGUAGACGAGGAGGAUGCAGCCAAGGACCUGGUGGGCGUGGCGCCGGCGAAGACUGAGUCGUAGCGGCAGAGUGCGUCGCGUGUCAUUGUGGUGUCAUGUUCAUCGUGUGAAGGGGUCGUGACGCUGGGCCCCGAGAAUGGCUUCGCGGUCACAUUUUCGUAAGUGCGGACGAGCGUCACCUGAUGGUUGGACGACCAUGAGUUUCGUUUCAUGUGAAGGUUUGUGUACCCACGGCGUCGAUGCGCUGUUGGAACGAUUGGCGACUUGGUAGUCCUCUAAAGCGGCAACUCGAUUGUGCGUCCCCAAAAGCUUGUUUUUUGGAGACAUUCCGGUGUUAGAUGAACGUGUAAUACAGUAUGUUCUGUAGCGCGAGAACGCUUGAUCCGGGCAGGACAAGACAGGCUAAGAUUACAGCAUGUAUUUUUAAAACAGUUCAUAUCAGUGACAUUUAUACAACGGCGCAGAGAAUAAAUCACGUGUGUCGGGGCGUGUCAACCCCAUAAAAAGCCUUUGGUACGAGCACAAAUAGGUGGGCUGAGUAGGACAUGCUCGAGUCAUGUGACUAGUGGCAGCAUGUCGCAACAAACGAGAGCUCGGUGCGACUGAGAUGCUUACAUCACGAUACAAACAGCGUGAGAACCUGGCGCAGCAAGGCAAAGAAAUAUCGCAAAUCCUGAGGUAACAAGAGACCUGCGUUGGCCCCACAGUCGGCUCCACUGGCACGAAUAUCUGCGGAAUGUAAUCUCCAGGCGCGGUUACAACACGUGCAGCGUGCGACACUCCGACACAAGCCCCGGCUGGACGCGCAUGCUGAAGAGCGCGCGCGCGCCGGGCUCGGCGAGUACGGAAAACAUGACACUGGCAGAGCACGCAACGAGGGGCCCAUUUCGCUCCGACUGGCGCCAUGCAGGGCCCCACCCACACCGGCGCGCCUCGUCGGCGUCCACAUCCAAUCCGCCCGUGCCUCCCUGACCCGACGCCC